Messenger RNA from Danio aesculapii, 3954 nucleotides. RefSeq lists its product as uncharacterized. The transcript has 13 exons. The record is from RefSeq and is a predicted model, not a curated record. NCBI's taxonomy places the organism in Eukaryota, Metazoa, Chordata, Actinopteri, Cypriniformes, Danionidae. The coding region runs from base 219 to 3167 and encodes 982 amino acids.
GAAUCCAAAAGAAAGAAGACAGAGCGUGCUCAGUUCUGAGAGACAGGCUGCUGGAGCACACAUGAGGGAUACACUCUCUCAAUCUUCUUCUUUUAUGAACACCCCAUGUGAAGAUAUGAGGAAAGAGAUGUUGUUAAUUUGACAAACCUGGCGUAAAGCUUCACUUUUGGACAGAUACUUACACAAGGAUGCACUAAGGAAACUGAACUUUUGAUACCAUGGCUCGAUUUUACAGCUGCUUUGGAAAUAAAAAUGAUUGUGACAUCAUGGCCUCAGGAUCUCCAGACGUCACAGCCACUAAUGAACCAUCAGAAGCUGCAGAAGAGUGUUCAGGGAAAAAGAAGUCCAAAUUUCAGACGUUCAAGAAUUUUUUCGUGAAGAAAAAGAGGAAGGAAAGUCUGUCUCCGUCGAGUGAGAGUGGAUUGAAGGCCAGUCAAUCGAGUGAUGAUGUUAAUGCUUCGGAGCAGAGUAUCAGCCAUGUUAACAGCGAUAAUGACCCAGGAUCCAAGAUCAACUUGGGAAACAAAGCCAUGUCACAUGACAGUGUCUUCGUCUCUGAUUCACCGUCUUCAGAGACUAAUGAGGGUCUGGGCACAUCACAGGACAGCAUUCAUGGAAAAGUGAAAUCCUUACAGCUGCAGCUGAAGCAGGCCAUUCGUCUGGGUUCUCCACCAGCACUGCUCUGUGGGAGGAAAGCAGAGGACGCUGGGGCACUUUCUGAAGAUGAUGGUCUUCCCUGCAGCCCGCCGGAGUACUCCAGCCUCCACACUGUACUGGCUACACCUGUUCACACGUCUGUGGAUUUGACCCAGAGUUCCCUGAGCAUGGAGGCAUCAGACAGUGAAGAUGAUCAGAUGUCUUAUGACGCGUCUUCGAGACCCUCGACCCCUCAAGCAUCUGUCCCAGUGGACUUCAGUCUUCCUGCCAGCUCUGUGUCCUGCUUAGACAGUUCAGCUGCCCGUCACCGCAUCGCUGUCAAAGCCAACGCUCGUGCCAAGAGAAAGCCUGCCAGCAGGCAAAUGCUGGACAAGAGAAGAGACCUGAGGGAAAAACUACUGCUCAGAGACACAGAGGACAAACUCCGGAUGGUUACAAGCAUUGAAGAACAUGAAUGUGAAGAUUUGCCAGGAGAGCAGGUUAGUGUUUCAGACCACGAAUCCUUUGCUUCUGAACAUGAGGAUGAGGAAAUGACUGACUCCGGCCAGUUUCAGAAAACCUCUCCAACGUCCUCCAUCUCAGCUGGAGACGACACUGAAGGAGAGGAACGUGAUCACGUCCCCGAAUCCGAGGUCCCACAAUCCUCUUGGGAGAUUCCUGUAACACUUGAGCUGCAAGCUGAUGACUUCCUGUUGGACACAGGAUGCGAGGUCGUUCCUGAGGAGCAGGGGUCACUGCUGGAGGAAGUGCUGAGCUCCCUGAAGAGCCCUCUUGCAUCAGGACUCACACUGGAGCAUGAGAACAUCAGUCUUCAGAGUGAGGUGGAAGACACAAAUAGCGAGAGCAUUGCUGCUCAGCUUGAAGAGGAAGACAUCAAAGAUCUCCUCAUUCCCUCCGAGCCUGUAGUGACCAUAAAUGAGCAAGCUCCACCACCCGACUCCCUCUCUGAAUCAUCUGUUGAUUCUGGAGAAAUCUCAGAGGAGACCACAGAGGAGGAGCUGCUGGAGUUCACCGGUGAGGAGUCUGUUGAACCAAGUCAUUCGCAAGUGCCUGAAGAAGAUAAGGGGAAACAAGUAGACAAAGCUGAGAGUGCCAGAGAAGAUGAAGAGCUGGUAGAAUCGCCAGUCGCUUUUAUAGUCAAUGUGAAAGAAAGUGAUGUUACUGAAGAUGAAGCUGAAUUGGAAAUGCAAGAUGGUGGAGUUGAUGGAGAGGAUGUAGAUAAUAGAGAUAGUGGAAAUGAUGGAGAUGGUGGAGAUGAUGAAGAUGACAAAUUGACAAAGGUUGAACCUGAGAAAAGUGAAGACUCUAUAAAUGAUGUUGAACCUCAAGAAGAUGAACUAAGUUCUCCAGAGCCUGAAAACCAUGAAGCUUCAGAUGAUGAAAGAGACUUAGUGGUGCUCAAUGUGGAGAACGUGCCUGAAUCUGAUCACACAGAUAGAGAUGAUGUCUGGAGGUCAACACAAACCAGUGAUGAGCCUGAAGCCUCUGACUCUUCACCUGUUGAGGUGCUUGUGUCUCCUCAGCAGGAAAGUCCAAUUCUCCAGGCUCAGUUUUCCAAUUCAUCAAUGUCUUCUCUAGAGAAGGAAGAGGAUCCUAAACCCAACAAGCUGGAAGAGUCUGGUGAGCCUCAGGGAAUGUCUUCAGAGGAAGCCGAGGUUGUUGUUUCUGAGCAGCAAGUCCUUGAGUUGCCUGUAAGCAUCGCUGAGGUUCGUCCACGGUUCACCAUCACUCCUGCAUGGCAGAGAUCACUGGCUUCACCAGAGUCACAGACUGAAGACACUAAUGUUCCAGCUCCACAAAUAACGCAACUCAUUGUUCCCAUCCUUGAAGAUCGACCCAAACCUGCCCGCACUCAGAGUUCCCCAACACUGCCAGUGCAGAAAGAAGUUGUUCCUGUGGAAGAAGAGAAGAACCCGGAGAACCCAUUUGGAGUGCGCUUGAGAAAGACACCAGUUCUGCACCGUUAUGGUUUGGAUGGAGAAGCAUCUCGCACCAGCGCUCAAACUGUAGAGUCUGCAGGAGCACAGGAGACACCAGAUCAAGAGCAGAACGACAGAAAGCCCGUCCUACUGAAAAAACCCGAACUGAUGUUUGAUACAGGGAUGUCAGCAAGGAAAGUGCCAGAGACAGUAGGCAGAAUAUCUGUUGGUAGUUCAGAGUCUCCCAGCUGGAUCUCUGUGGCUCGACAGAAGCAGAGAAACUUCAUGGAGAACUCUUCGCCAGAAAACUCUCCAGAGAAAGUACCAUCACAGGUUCAGGGGGAAGUUGGAAGACAGGAUUCAUCGCCCAGUUUAUCAGCUCCAGUCGUCAAAGAGCAGCUCACGCAGCCGUGUUCACCUUUACAAGUGUUCUGCUCACUUGAGCUCUCCAACACAUCCAUGGUGGAGAAGGAAAGUAAGAGGAUCAGUAACCCGUCCACUGCACCUCUGGCCCAGGAUGAACCGCCCUGGCUGGCCCUCGCUAAGAAGAAAGCCAAAGCAUGGAGUGAAAUGCCACAGAUCGUCCAAUAAAAGGCCAGCUAGCAUAUGGACUUCUUCUCAAUAUUUACAUACACAUAACCAAUAGACAUGAGCAGUAACAUGACACACUUAAAGGGGUAGUUCACCUAAAACUGAACAUUCUGUCAUCAUUUACUCACCCUUUACUUGAGUCUUUCUUUUGUUGAACACAAAAGAAGAUACUUUGAAAAAUGUUGAUUUUCAUAUGUUUUCCUACUAUGACAGUCAAUGGUUACAAGUUUUCUUCAAAAUAACUUCUUGUGAGCUCAACAGAAGAAAGAAGGUUGAAAUGGUUUGAAACCACUUGAGGAUGUGUCAAAUAGUGUCAAAAGUGUGUCAAAUAGUAUUGUGGGUGAACUAUUUCUUUAAGCCGUCUGGUGUCAUUUGUGUGUUUUGAUAUCACAAAGGACACAUUGUAUUUGUGUUAUGAUUUGGUUUGCAGCAAAAUACCUCCACAUUUUCGUUUCUUAAAGGAAAGGGUUUGAAAUGCUUUGAAGUGAGGACGGUCAGAAUGAAUGAUUUUUGCAAUGGAAUAAGAACCCGAUGAGCCGCCAUCAAAGCUGUGCUUUUAUUUACGACCGUGAGAGAAAAACCUUCACUGCUCUUUACUAAGUAACUCUGCUAUGUUAUGUUAUAGUCUUUCAAGUUAGUAACACAGUUAUCAUGAACGCAGCCGAAGGUGUCUUUGUAUUUAUUUAUCUCACUCUUGUAUGUUUUAUGUAUUUUUGUAUUUACGUGCACAGUUUUGUGACUUGUACAUAAAAAUGUGAAGUACAAUAAAAUCAGAUAAUAAACUGAA